CAGCAUUAAGUGCUUAAACUGAGGUUUUAAAUCCUAAAAAUUAGGAAUCUCAAGAAAAUGAUGAGGCUUGUCAUAUUAAUGACAAUACCUUAUUCUAUUCACUUCUCAGUGAGCAGUGGAUCAGAACUUUCAGUCAUACAAUAUCCUCAGGACAUCAACGUCUCUCUUGAUUCAACAGUUUUGAUAUUGUGUGAAUUUGACUACCCAGCUAAAACUACAGUUGACACAGAGGUUUAUUGGAGAAAAGGCCCAGACUGCAAUCGGCCAGGCCUCAAACCAAGCCCAGGCAUCUCUCAUUUUCAAAAAUCACAGGUGCAAAUUACAAAGGAAACAACCAAAAGGUUUUCAAUCUUAAAACUGAACAAUGUUCAGCUGGAUGAUAGUAACAUGUAUUUCUGUGAUGUGACACUAACUGAUCCACCACCACCACAGAAUAAAUGUGGAAAAGGCACCAAGCUGACAGUACAUGGGCCUACAUGUCAUGAUAGCAGAUCAGAUAAAAAUAUUUGGAUGUGGCUGCUUCUUCUUGGAUACAGCAUUAGCGUCACCAUGAUUAUAAUAGGUUUCCUUAUUCAUCAGUGCUGUAAAAAGUUCAGGAUCAACUCAAGAACCACAGACGGCAGCACUACAUUGCCAAGUGAAUGGACUUAUGACAAACCAGCCAGAACUGUUAAUAAUGGAUUUAAUCAAGAAUAUGAAGAUAUGACACUAAUAAGGUCUUUUACUCAUAAUGGACACAUGAUGAAAUGAAAAAGAAAUGUAUAUACAGUAGUCAUAACAUUAGCCUGUAUAGUGAUGAAUACUUUAUUCUACCCAGUAGAAAAGUGGUUAAGUUAGAAUUGCCAAGUGUUCAAGUAACUCUUCUAUCAACACAUUAAUAAAAAAACAAAGGAAUGACUAUGUUGAACAACAUGAACAUACAUGCUGGCCUCACUUUAUCUCUGUUACAAGUGACAACCGUCUCUUGGAAUGCCUCCUGAUUUCCUUUCCUUUCCUUGAUAAAGCCAAAAACAGAAUGAUGAUCCAAUUCCUCAUAUGCAAAAAAGUCCAGCCUAAAUUCUGAUUUUGGUUAGAUUCAGACAUCCACACACAUUUUGGUUAUUUGUGCGUUAUGAUGACAGAGGGAAGACUGAGUUGUAAUUGAGAGGAAUUCUCUACACCUAACCCUAACACAUUACUUCGCCCCUCCUGUUUGUGCCCCUGGUUGUCUUUCUAA
This is a messenger RNA of Alligator sinensis (Chinese alligator), 1216 nucleotides long. RefSeq lists its product as uncharacterized. The transcript is spliced from 4 exons. The record is from RefSeq and is a predicted model, not a curated record. NCBI's taxonomy places the organism in Eukaryota, Metazoa, Chordata, Crocodylia, Alligatoridae. The coding region runs from base 58 to 750 and encodes 230 amino acids.